AUAAUCUGAAAAGGAUACAGAUUUGUCCAAGUAUUGUUGCUUCCUCUCUCGUCUUUUUCCCCCUUUUCAUCCGCUUAGGGUUUCUAUUUUAUUCGGUUUUCUCUUCAAUUUUCUAACACAAUCGCUUCCAACAGCUUCCAUCUAUAGAACACCUCAAAUAUUUUUCUGUGAACUUGUUAACCUAAUCUCCAAUUAAAUCAACUUGUAUCUGCCUUUUUUUUGCAACUAGAACAUCUCAAUUCAUCAGAGAUUUCCCGAUUAGGCUGUAGUAUGUGGUGGAAGUGCGGCAAACCAACAGAUUCUGCAUUUUUGUGGUCUUAAGAACUCUUUAUUAUCAAAGGUUGACAAAUCAGAGGCAUUAUUUCUGUUGUCUUUUGCAUGAGGUUACUGAUGGGGACUGAACUCAUGAGAAUAUGUGUUAAAGAAGAUAAUGAUGAGUUUCCUUCAGUACCACCUGGUUUUGAGUCAUAUACAUCUUUCUCGCUGAAAAGGGUAGAAGACAAUGAGAAACAAAAUGAUAAAAAUAUUACCAGUUCUUCAGUAUCCACAAGUGCAUCUGAAUCACAUUCGACACAGGUGGUUACCAAUAUUCAUGUUAGUGAUACUGCAAAAGUUCCUAGGACGCUGAGACGCAGACCUUGGAUUAAUUAUGGACAAUAUGAGAAUAGUUAUGAGGAAGACUCUGAUUGUGAGCGGCUUGAUCAAAAUUUCUCCUCAAGACCUUGUCUUCCCCGGGGAGUUAUCCGUGGAUGUCCAGAUUGCAGUAAUUGCCAGAAGGUUGUUGCAAGAUGGCGACCAGAAGAUGCUCGUAGGCCAAAGCUUGAGGAUGCUCCUGUUUUCUACCCCACAGAAGAGGAGUUUCAAGAUACUUUAAAAUAUAUAUCGAGCAUUCGCUCCAGUGCUGAACCAUAUGGAAUUUGUCGCAUUGUUCCCCCUUCUUCUUGGAAACCCCCUUGUCCUCUCAAGGAAAAAAGUAUAUGGGAGGGUUCUAAAUUUGCUACCCGUGUUCAGAGGAUUGAUAAACUUCAGAAUCGUGAAUCAGUGAGAAAGAUUUCAAGGUUUCAAAGCAAUAUGAAAAGGAAAAGGAGAAGGGUCACAAGAAUGGGAAUGGAAAAUGGCACUGUUGGAGGACUGGACAUGGGACUUUGUGAAGCUGAAAGUUUUGGGUUUGAACCUGGUCCACAAUUUACCUUGGAAACAUUUCAGAGAUAUGCCGAUGAUUUCAAGGAUAAAUACUUCAGAGAAAAUGAGAAUGUGUCUCAUUUGGGAACCAAUACAACAAAUUUAAACAGCACCGUUGAGCCUUCUGUGGAAAACAUUGAGGGUGAAUAUUGGCGGAUGGUUGAGAGUCCUACUGAAGAAAUUGAGGUGCUUUAUGGAGCUGAUCUGGAAACAGGGGUUUUUGGGAGUGGUUUUCCUAGAAAUUCUAGUAAUGUUGGUUCCACGUCACAUGAAGAUUAUAUAAAGUCUGGCUGGAAUUUAAAUAACUUUGCGAGGUUACCUGGAUCCUUGCUCUGUUAUGAAAGCAGUGAUAUAUCUGGUGUUCUAGUGCCAUGGUUGUACAUAGGAAUGUGCUUUUCCUCCUUUUGUUGGCAUGUGGAAGACCACCAUUUGUAUUCCUUGAAUUAUAUGCAUUGGGGUGCUCCAAAAAUGUGGUAUGGUGUCCCUGGCAAAGAUGCUUGCAAAUUGGAAGAGGCCAUGAGGAAGCAUUUACCAGAACUAUUUGAAGAACAACCUGACUUGCUUCAUAAGCUGGUCACUCAGCUUUCUCCUUCCAUCCUUAAGUCUUUGGGAGUGCCAGUUUAUAGGUGUGUUCAAAACCCGGGAGAAUUUGUUCUGACAUUUCCUCGAGCCUAUCACUCUGGCUUCAAUUGUGGCUUCAACUGUGCAGAGGCUGUUAAUGUGGCUCCAGUUGACUGGCUGCCCCAUGGGCAUAUUGCUAUAGAUCUGUAUAAGGAGCAGCGGCGCAAGACUUCUAUAUCCCACGAUAAGCUAUUACUGGGGGCUGCAAGGGAAGCUGUAAGAGCCCAGUGGGAGCUUAAUUUGCUAAAAAGGAAUACUUCUGAUAACCUACGAUGGAAAGAUGUCUGUGGAAAGGAUGGUCUUCUAGCAAAUGCACUCAAGACGCGUGUUGAGAUGGAGCGAGUCAGAAGGGAUUUUCUAUGUAAUUCGUCACAAGCAUUAAAAAUGGAGAGUAACUUUGAUGCUACAAGUGAAAGGGAAUGCAACAUUUGCUUUUUUGACUUACACUUAUCUGCAGCUGGUUGUCGAUGUUCCCCUGAUAGAUAUGCUUGCUUGGAUCAUGCAAAGCAGUUUUGUUCAUGCUCUUGGGAUUCCAAAUUCUUCCUCUUUCGCUAUGAUAUCAGUGAAUUAAAUAUUCUUGUUGAGGCAUUGGAAGGAAAACUAAGUGCUGUAUACAGAUGGGCAAAAUUAGAUCUUGGGCUUGCACUGACUUCUUAUAUUUCAGCAGACAAGGAAAAAGUACUCAAGGAAUUGAGAUUUCAGUCAUCAAACUUGUCUCAUUCUCCCAAGGUCAAUGUGCAUAAAGAGGCGACUUUGCAUCAAUCAAAUGAAUUUGUUGAAGACACACAAUUAAUGGAUAUCCCAAUAGUGGAUCAAUCAAAUUCAGAAAAAGGCAAAGAUCAGAGCUUCCCUCAACAAAGGAAAUCCGUAGAAGUUGUGUCUCCUUUGAGUCAGAAGAAGGAACGCUCGACACUUGAUAAUGUACAACCUGUAAAUGAGAUGGGUAACCGUAAGACUUUUGUCAAUAAAGAAGGAUCUGCAAAUUGCAGAAUAAAGCUGAGUCGCCUUGGUUGCCAAACAUCUCAAGAAGAUUUGUCAUUUGUUCUAUGUCUUCCUGUGGCUCAGGCUGAGCAUGGAGGAGGGAAAAGUUCACUACACAGACGUAACAGUAGUAUUAUACAUCCUAGUGAAGAUAAAGUUGAUGAAAUGAAGUCAGAUACCAAUGGACGGAAGGAGCUUUCUCAAAUAGAUAAAGCAAGUUCAUGUAAUAAUAUGGAAAAUACUAAGUUGAUCAUCCGGAUGAAAGAUCCUGCCGUUAUGGGUGACAAGGAAGCUAUUGCAUUUCUCCAAGCAGAUAAGGGUUCUGAUUCAACUCAGCUUUUGCAUGUUAAACAGGAAUGCGAAGAAAACAGGGAACCAGCAAUAGCUUCUACCCUGAUAGAUCUUUCUUGUCAAGUUGGUCUUAGUGCUGCAGAAUCAAUUAGAAGUAUUCCUGAUUCUUUAACUGCAGAGGUCAGCAACCGUUUCCAGGAAAGUUCUCCGAGUUCUCUAAAUCCACAACAUUCUGUCAUCACCAAGGUUAAGAAUGAGGAUACUCAAGAAAAGCUUGGCGGGUGUAGCACUUCUAGUAUAGCAGAGAGCGUAAGAGCUGUUAAUGGAAACACAUGCAGUCUAAACAAUUACCGUCAGAAAGGUCCUCGUAUUGCAAAGGUUGUCCGGCGUAUCAACUGCAACGUUGAGCCUUUAGAAUUUGGAGUUGUGCUUUCUGGAAAGGCAUGGUGCAGCAGUCAGGCUAUAUUUCCAAAGGGAUUUAGAAGCCGUGUUAGAUACAUAAAUGUCUUAGACCCAUCAAAUAUGUGCUAUUACAUUUCAGAAAUUCUUGAUGCUGGACAUGACAGGCCUCUGUUUAUGGUUUCCUUGGAAAAUUGUCCAAGUGAGGUCUUUGUUCACAUUUCGGCUGCAAGAUGCUGGGAACUAGUAAGAGAGAGAGUGAACCAAGAGAUUGCAAAGCAACAUAAGCUGGGAAGGAAGGGUCUUCCUCCUUUACAGCCUCCCGGAAGCCUUGAUGGCUUUGAAAUGUUUGGGUUUUCUUCACCAGCCAUAGUGCAGGCUAUUGAGGCACUGGAUAGAAGUCGAGUCUGUAGUGAAUACUGGGAUUCUCGGCCAUACUCUCGGCCUCAAGGGCAGAUUUCACAACCUCGCCAAACCAAUUCAAAUGGUGGAAAUGGUCAAGGGGUUCUUGUGAAUCAGCACUUGCUCAAUGGUGGUGUUGCAGCAUUACAGAGCUUAUUUAGAAAGGCCAAUGCUGAAGAAUUGAACUCACUGUACAGCAUUUUUAGUGAUAAGCCAGAGGCUGAUCGGAACCUAAUCACGCGUCUUCUAAAUGAAGAGAUUCACAAAUCACAACCGUCUUAGGUGAUUGAAUCAUUAUUUGGGCGGAAUUGUUCAUAAGUCUAACCUGUUUUCACAUGUAAAUUGUAGCUCCUCAUCUCAGGUUGCAUGCCAUUUCCAAGCAACCUUAAUCUGUUUAGUUUUAUUUUUCCACCACCUGAAUGGAGGUUACAGAGAGAAAAAAAAGGAGAAAAAAGAAAAUAAUAUUAAUGAGAAAAAGAAAAAGGGAGAAAAAAAAAGGAAGGUUGUUUGUUUCCCUUAAAAAUUUUGCUUACUUUAUAUUGCAGCGGGAAUUGAAAAUUAUUGGAAUUUGUUUGCCUUA
Arachis duranensis is the source of this 4456-nucleotide messenger RNA. Its product is annotated as putative lysine-specific demethylase JMJ16. The transcript has 13 exons. Gene Ontology annotation, cellular component: nucleus. Lineage: Eukaryota; Viridiplantae; Streptophyta; Magnoliopsida; Fabales; Fabaceae. The record is from RefSeq and is a predicted model, not a curated record. Bases 379 to 4158 code for a protein of 1259 amino acids. Gene Ontology annotation, molecular function: histone H3K4me/H3K4me2/H3K4me3 demethylase activity. Gene Ontology annotation, biological process: chromatin remodeling.